AUGGGUCCUUCGACAUUAGUUUGCACUUGGAGUGGAUACUAUGUUAAUGGAUACAAUUUCCAAACACAAGGAUCAAGCAAACACAAGUCCACCAUGAAUUAUGGAGUGUGUGUGUCUAAUGACGGAGGGAGUGAUUUCUUUGCGAUUCUAGAUGAUGUUAUAGAAUUGAAGUUUACUGGUGCACUUAGGCAAUAUAACACUAUUUUAUUCAAGUGCAAUUGGAUGGACAAUGUCAGGGGAAUGAACAUCGAUCAAUACAAGCUAGUUGAAGUCAACCAUACCAAGAAAUACCCCAAGUUUGAUCCCUUUGUGCUAUCAUACCAGGUAAUCAUGUCUAAUCCUAAGGGGCGCGGAGGUCGAGAUGGCUUAGGUGGAAGCCAAGGUCGUGGGCAAUUGAUUCGCAAGGAGCUUUUUGAGUCACCAGGAGCUCCAGAAUGCCCGAACCUUGGCUCUGAGACGCAACGAGAUGAUUCAGAGGCACGUGACAUUGGUGACCGCGUACCGGAGACGCCGAGCAGCCAGAGGGAGGAAGCUGAAGGGUCAAACCGUGCAUCAAAAAGGGUUUUGAGCCCUACUGGAUUGUGGUUUGAUGAUAACAAAGUUAGCGGGUCCAUCACUGACAUUUUCCAGGGUCAUUUUCGAGAACCUUGGUUUAACUACGGUGAGGUGGACGAUGCAACAAAGACGCAUUGGUGGAACUCAUUCACGGGUCUUUACGAAUGGGAUCCUGAGUUAGAUGACAAAGUGAGAAAAGCAUACCAGAUGAAAGCUGGAAAUCGUUUGAGAGACUUGCGGUAUUGGGUGCUCAACAAAGCUAAAGAAAGGCCAAAAUGGUUGGGGAAAACCAUUUAUGAAACAAUGAAAAAGAAAAGUCAGGAGCCCGCAUUCCGCGAGAAAUCUGAGAAGGCAAAGAAGAACCGAAGAGGUGGUUCCCUCUCUAAUCCAGUUGAGCCGUCGCACUUUCAGGGUUCCAUCUCGGCGGCACAACAUGCUAAAAAGAUGGCAAAGAGUAGAGGAGGAGUAUUCCCUACCGCCCCCGAGUUGUUCCUGAAGACUCAUUUCAAAACUGUUGCUGGAAAAGGAGAGAUUGCAGCAAACAAGAGAGCAAAACAAAUUUCGGAGACGUACAACAAGAAGCUGGAUGAUUGUAGCACUCAAGGGUCACAGCCAAACCCUGAUUUGUUGUAUUGGGAGACAGUUGGUGGGAGGAACAGAGGAAAAGUGCAGGGGUUAGGUCAGGGAGAUCAUUUGUACUACAACUCUUCAUCUGGGCGAGGAGGAGAUGGCUCUUCACAACCAUAUGAGCCAUCGAUUUUUUCUCAGCUAGAGGCGCAGGUGGAGGCCAAGGUCGCUGCACGGAUGGUAGAAGUGGAGGCAAAGGUUGCAGCACGUCUGGAAGAGUCAAACCGGGCCCUCGUGCAGGAAAUGAUGCGGAACAUGACUAAUUUUGGUCACUUGUUCUCAGGUUGCAACACAGGACCCUCUCCACAACGCAGACCAGAGGAUGUCCCGGGGUUUGGUGGUGGCGGCAACAAUGCUACACAGACACCAACCACAGUGUAG
Molecule: messenger RNA, 1563 nt
Organism: Beta vulgaris subsp. vulgaris (sugar beet)
Lineage: Eukaryota; Viridiplantae; Streptophyta; Magnoliopsida; Caryophyllales; Amaranthaceae
Exons: 6
Coding region: 1-1563 (520 amino acids)
Source: RefSeq, a predicted model, not a curated record